Closterium sp. Naga37s-1 is the source of this 714-nucleotide messenger RNA. The record is from the annotation of a GenBank genome assembly. NCBI's taxonomy places the organism in Eukaryota, Viridiplantae, Streptophyta, Zygnematophyceae, Desmidiales, Closteriaceae.
AUGAAUGUACCCUCCCCGUCACUAGUGCCAAAGCCCUCUCCAUCGCCAACGCCAACACCCUCCCCAUCGCCAGUGUUAACACUUUCCCCAUCGCCAGUGUUAACACCCUCCCCAUCGCCAAUACCAGCACCAUCCCCAUCGCCAGUGCCCACACCCUCACCACCUCCUCCCACGUCAACUCCUAUUGAGCCCACCGCCUCUCCCUCCCAGUCUGGAGGCGGUUUAUCCAGUGGAGCCAUUGCUGGCAUUGCUGCUGGAGGCAGUGUGGCUGUUGUGCUGCUGCUGCUUACCUGGCUGCUGUGCAAACGAUGCCGCGCCAAAGGGUCAACAGGGGGAGGCGGAACCAGCACCGAUGUGGAUGCUAAGGAUUUGGCAGAAGAUUGUGUGCUCCAAGGCUCAGAACCUGAUUAUUCAAACGCAGCAUCCAGAGGAGAGGAGAGGGACCCAGAAGCAGCAGCAGCCGCUGCUGCUGCUGCAGCUGUGGCUGUGGCAGGGGGAGCAGCAGCACGGGAGAAGCAGAGGGACGUGGUAGUGGAGAUGGAGGCAGUGAAGCCACAUGUGAAGGAGAUGGCGAGCAAGCACCACCCCAACCUGGUGCGCCUGCUGGGAUUCUGUGUGAACUUUGACCCAGCUACAAGUCUCAUAGAGCAAGUGCUCGUGUAUGAGUUCAUGGUCAACCGGGACCUCGAGAGCUGGAUUGGACCAGGUACAUAA